AUGGACGUGGACGUGGAUGUGGACGUGGACAUGGACGUGGACGUGGACGUGGACGUGGACAUGGACGUGGACGUGGACGUGGACGUGGACAUGGACGUGGACAUGGACGUGGACGUGGACGUAGACAUGGACGUGGACAUGGACGUGGACGUGGACGUGGACGUGGACGUGGACGUGGAGUGGACGUGGAUGGACGUGGACGUGGACGUUGACGUGGACGUGGACGUGGACAUGGACGUGGACGUGGACGUGACGUGGACGUGGACGUGGACGUGGACGUGGACAUGGAGGUGGACGUGGACGUGGACGUGGACAUGGAGUUGGACGUGGACGUGGACGUGGACAUGGACGUUGACAUGGACGUGGACGUGGACGUGGACAUGGACGUGGACAUGGACGUGGACGUGGACGUUAACGUGGACGUGGACGUGGAAUGGACGUGGAGUGGACGUGGACGUGGACGUGGACGUGGACGUGGAGGACGUGGACGUGGACGUAGACGUGGACGUGGAGAACUUGGACGUGGACAUGGACGUGAACGUGGACGUGGACGUGGACGUGGAGGACUUGGACGUGGACAUGGACGUGGACGUGGACGUGGACUUGGACGUGGACGUGGACGUGGACGUAGAUGUGGACGUAUACGUGGACGUGGACGUGGACAUGGACCUGGACAUGGACGUGGACGUGGACGUGGACGUGGACAUGGACGUGGACGUGGACAUGGUCGUGGACGUGGACGUGGACGUGGACGUGGACAUGGACGUGGACGUGAACAAGACGUGGACUGGACGUGGACCUGGACGUGGACGUGGACGUGGACAUGGACGUGGACGUGGACGUGGACGUGGACGUGGACGUGGACAUGGACGUGGACAUGGACGUGGACGUGGACAUGGACGUGGACGUAGACGUAGACGUGGACGUGGACGUGGACAUGGACGUGGACAGGACGUGGACGUGGACGUGGAGGACGUGGACGUGGACGUGGACGUGGACGUGGACGUGGAGAACUUGGACGUGGACAUGGACGUGAACGUGGACGUGGACGUGGACGUGGAGGACUUGGACGUGGACAUGGACGUGGACGUGGAGUGCACGUGGACGUGGACGUUGACGUGGACGUGGACGUGGACAUGGACGUGGACGUGGACGUGA
Molecule: messenger RNA, 1158 nt
Organism: Closterium sp. NIES-65
Lineage: Eukaryota; Viridiplantae; Streptophyta; Zygnematophyceae; Desmidiales; Closteriaceae
Source: the annotation of a GenBank genome assembly